AUGACCAUCCAGCUGCAGGAGCUUCUCAUCUUCUGCCUGAUCGUCACACAAAGUGGCUGCAUAUUCCCUAGCAACCACUGGGGUGAAUGGAACAACUCCCAACUUCUGCCCACAAUUCAGAGGCUCAUGAAAGGAUACAACCGCUACCUCAGGCCUAAUUUCAAUGAGGGUCCUGUGGAAAUCGGAAUGAGUCUUGAUAUUGCCAGCAUUGACGCCAUCUCUGAAAUUAAUAUGGACUACACCGCCACUAUCUUCCUCCGCCAGCGCUGGCGUGAUUCCAGGUUGGUGUUUCCUGGAAAUGAGAGUGUGAGCGUGGACGGACGCCUGGUGUCCCUGCUGUGGAUCCCCGACACCUUCAUCCCAGACUCCAAGCGCUCCUUCCUUCACGACGUCACGGUGGAAAACCGCCUCAUCCGCAUCUUCAGCAAUGGGACGGUUCUCUACGCCCUUCGCAUCACAGCUACAAUUGCGUGCAACAUGGACCUGACCAAAUACCCCAUGGACAAACAGGUGUGCACCCUGCAGCUGGAGAGCUGGGGCUACAACAUCCAAGAUGUGGUGUUCUACUGGACCAGGGGCAAUGACUCAGUGAGGGGCUUGGACACGCUGCGGCUGGCUCAGUACAGUGUGGAGAGCUACAACACAUCAGUGUCAGAGGCUGUGUAUGAAACAGGACAUUACCCCAAGCUGGUGCUGCAUUUUUCCCUGCGCAGGAACGUCUUGUUCUUUAUCUUGGAGACUUAUGUUCCUUCCAUUCUGCUGGUGGUUCUCUCCUGGGUCUCUUUUUGGAUCAGCCAGUCCUCUGUUCCUGCUCGAACCUGCAUUGGGGUGACCACAGUCUUGACGAUGACCACGCUGAUGAUGGGCGCUCGUACCUCUCUGCCCAAUGCAAACUGCUUCAUAAAGGCCAUAGAUGUUUACUUGGGCAUCUGUUUCACCUUCAUCUUUGGUGCCCUGCUGGAAUACGCCUGCGCUCAUUUUUACACCAUGCAGAACCAAACCAUCGAAGAUUUACACAGGGAGCUACUGAGGGAGUUAUGCGAGUCUAACGGAAACGGCUCGAUCCCAAUUAACAUUGCCAGCCAACCAAACCAGUCGGUGGAAGUCGGUUCCACUGCAGAGGAGCCUGCAGAGGAGCCCGUGAACAGUGACAUUAAGAAGCACGCCACAGCGAAAGAGAAAGUGCAGAGUCAGGGCUGCGGUUUAUCGUCCGUGAAAGAUGCGUCCCGCAGAGCAGCAUCUGUCUUCAUUGUGGAAAAUCCACACAACAUCGAUCGCCAUGCCCGCACUGUUUUCCCCACAGCUUUUCUCUUCGUCAAUAUUCUGUACUGGCUUUAUUAUCUCUUCCUCUGA
Messenger RNA from Nematolebias whitei (Rio pearlfish), 1353 nucleotides. RefSeq names its product gamma-aminobutyric acid type A receptor subunit pi. Gene Ontology annotation, biological process: nervous system process; chemical synaptic transmission; regulation of membrane potential. Gene Ontology annotation, cellular component: GABA-A receptor complex; synapse; membrane. The record is from RefSeq and is a predicted model, not a curated record. Gene Ontology annotation, molecular function: neurotransmitter receptor activity; GABA-A receptor activity; extracellular ligand-gated monoatomic ion channel activity. The transcript is spliced from 9 exons. Lineage: Eukaryota; Metazoa; Chordata; Actinopteri; Cyprinodontiformes; Rivulidae. The coding region runs from base 1 to 1353 and encodes 450 amino acids.